AUGUCAUUCCCAGACGAAUAUCUGCUAUUUCGCGCAGAAGGAAAGAUUUGGAAUGGACCCGAUGGGGCGCAAGUGAGUCCCGAUUGCCCAUUUGUGGUCAGGCAGGUGGCGGAGCUGAAGAACAAAUCGUUCGAACAAGUGCGGCACGCGGUACUCAAGAAUUUUCAGCUCAACGAAGCCACACAUGAACUCACUUUGCAGCACAUCCUGUAUGUGAGGACCGAUCCUUCCGCUCCUCCAUACAAUCUGCUGAUUGACAUAGUAGGCGAGGAAUCAUGGAGGGCGUUUUUCAAGGUGGCAUGCCGCCAUGUCCGCUCCUUCAAGCUCUUCGCCAAAUGGACCGUCAAGAAGACAAGCUCUGCCUCCAAUGCGACUGACAGCAAUAUCACAACAGCUCUAGACGAAGAUCCCGCCGUAACGGAUGAAUCCGAUGAUGGGAGCUGGCCGGCUUGCAAGCACGAUAAGCCAUGCACCAUUGAAACUUCGUGGGACCGACAAGACCCGGGGCGAAGGUUCUACCGCUGCCCCUUCUUCGCUAAUCCUAAAGAAGACUGCAAAUUCACCAAAUGGUUGGACAAGAAGUUUCCUGAGAAGGCAAACGAACUCAUAAACAAAUACCAGGACACGGUUGAUUCACUCCAACAGCAAGUCGACAACCUCAAGUGUGAGCUUGAGGAACUCCGUCGCCGUCAUCGGAAAAGAUCCGCCGAAGAAGUUGUUGUCAUUCAUGGAGACAAGUGCCCCUGUGGCAAGAGCCUGUGCGACCUAACUUGUCGCGGCCGGGAGAAACAGACACGCCCAAGCCAAACACCAAGAUUGGCCAGGGACAAUUAGUCGCCAAUAUGCAGAGUGGUUUGUAGAGCUGUUUUGAUGAUGACGUGAUGGCUGGUUUUGCCCAGUUAGCACAAAAUUUGAAAAGAAACAGAUUUUUUGUGUAAAUUAAAAAUCAGAACAUUAACAAGGAAAUUCAAGAGAAUUUGAAUAUUGAAGAAAAAAAAGGAAAAUGGCAUGAAAAUUAGAAAAACCUGGAGCAUUAUAGAAGUGGUAUUGAAAAUCUAAUAGUAGUAUACGAUGGAAAAAAGUAAAAAGAAA
This is a messenger RNA of Aegilops tauschii subsp. strangulata, 1092 nucleotides long. RefSeq lists its product as uncharacterized. NCBI's taxonomy places the organism in Eukaryota, Viridiplantae, Streptophyta, Magnoliopsida, Poales, Poaceae. The record is from RefSeq and is a predicted model, not a curated record. Gene Ontology annotation, molecular function: zinc ion binding.